AUGGAGAUACAGAACCUCCAUCCGGAGAUUAUAUUUCUCAUCUGCGAAAGCAUAUGUCCUCACUGCCAAAAGCUCGACGACGAUUGGCCCAAGGGUAGCCCUACGGGCGAGAAAGCACCGCGUCCCGCAGCGAAAGAACGUCGUCAGACAAUAUUCAAUCUCUCCUUUGUCUGCAAGAACUGGGGCUCUAUCGCACAAAAGGUGCUGCAUCAUCAUUUUGGCGCCUUUGAAACCCAUCCGAAAGCCGAAUUCUUGCUUUGCAGGACUCUCUCUGAGAACCCAGAGCUUGGAAACCAUGUGAAAGACGCUAGAAUAACACACAUUUCGUCAUACGACUGGAGUCUUAAUGGAGAAUGGCUUGCGAACUCCCUAAAUAAGUUCUCGGAAGUCCUUGACUUUCCGGGAACCACGGUGCCUGAUACCUCGGAAUGGGGAGAAUUCAUCGCACCCCUUAUUUUGCUCCAAGUUCCGAACCUAGAUCGCCUUCUGGUGCAGGAUAAACACUUCACAGAGAUCGUGAAAAAGUUUCGCAGGCCCUUCCUGAGGGAACAAAGUGUCCUCCCUCGACGUAUUAAAACAAUCUUUGUCAAGCCUCCGCCAAUUAUCAGCGAAAGCAGCACUGAUGGGUCCUUGGAUCUAUCUGAGGCCUCUGUGGGAGGAUUUCUAUCAGCAAUCCAAAGUCUUGGGGAUCUUACCUUAUAUAGGCCCAAUCCACAGUCACUCCGAGAUCGUCUGAAUCUCAUCAGCUUGCGAUCUUUGGCCUUAUCUGACACAUUUUUGAGCCGAGGAGAACUCCAGCUAUUACUUUCUGCUACGGGGCCUUUGGAGGAAUUUCGAUACAAUGGCGUGUAUCGUCCCGACCUUGAUGCUGUCACCCCUCAGGAUAUAUGUGAACUUCUGAUACCUAAGAAGCAUACCUUGGCACAGUUGCAUUUGGAGACUCCAUACACAGCCCAAUAUUUCACAGCAGGAAAGCACCUUGCUAAUGUGAGCUAUAUGCGUUUCUUACUCACAGGCAUCUGGCUUCCAACGGACGCAGAGCCAAUUCUAGAUGAACGCGCCUUACUGGAUAUAUUUCCACCAAAACUCUCUCAGAUAUGGCUCGACGUCUCGGAGAUUGCAUUCCCAGGAAGCGUAGAUGCUCUUGUCACUUAUAUCUUAUCGACUUGUCGAGAUCACCCUGAAGACCAAGUGCUACGACGGGUGUACCUACGGGUUCUCACAGCGGCUGAAAGGGGGGAUCCAGAAUUUCCCAUGGAAAUACACAGGUCGGCCUGGGAGGCAAUCAAGCAGAGGUGCGAGCCUUUCCUAAGGAACGGAAAAAUAAUCAUGUUACUCACAAGUUGCAAAACCGGACGCGUUGAGCAUUGA
Fusarium redolens is the source of this 1371-nucleotide messenger RNA. RefSeq lists its product as uncharacterized. The record is from RefSeq and is a predicted model, not a curated record. Bases 1 to 1371 code for a protein of 456 amino acids. NCBI's taxonomy places the organism in Eukaryota, Fungi, Ascomycota, Sordariomycetes, Hypocreales, Nectriaceae. The transcript is spliced from 2 exons.